ACUGAUUUUGUCAUAUUCAAUGGCUUUACAGGACUUGUGCAAAUGCCGGGACAACUUUCUGGACAGCUUCACCACUUUUGGAAAGAAGACUGGAUGUCAUUCUGUGAUUCCUUUUCAGGAUGGAACAAGUUGGUUUAAUUUCUAUACACCAGUUGCAGGGUACCUCGAUGAAAGUCCAAUACAGUUUGGGCAGAUCAGAACCGUCCAGAACUCCAGUGACAUCUUUUCUCAAGACUCCGCCGCACCCUCCCUCUCCUCGCCGACCAACCUUCCCCUAUCCUCCUCUCAGUCCGUCCCUCUUCCUUUCCCCAUGUCUCACGGCACCACCACCCUGGCUUUCAUGUUCCAAGGCGGCGUGCUGGCCGCGGCGGACACUCGUUCCAGCUGCUCGGGGCUCGUUGCGUGCCCGGCGUCCCAGAAGAUCCUGCCCAUUCACAGCCACUUGGUCGGCACGACCUCGGGCACUUCGGCCGACUGCGCUCUUUGGAAGCGGAUUCUGGCUCGGGAGCUGCGGCUCUACCAGCUCCGCCACGGCCGACGGCUUUCCACGAGAGGAGCGGCCAAACUGCUCUCCUACAUGCUUCACCCGUUUAAGGGGACCGAGCUGUGUGUGGCGGCCACGCUGUGUGGGUGGGAUGGAGGAGAGGACGAUGGACGCCGUGACCAUGUGGGUGCCCAGAUUGAUUGUAGAGAGAUGAGUGGUCUUGGAAAGCCUGUGGAUACAAGUGUUGAAGAGUCGUCUCAGGCAGAGACAAAGACUUCCUCUUCAACAAAUCUCAGAAAGUCAGAAAGUUUCUCUGGACCCAGUUUGAUCUACGUGUGCAGCGACGGCACUCGUCUGCAGGGGACCCUGUUCUCUGUGGGCUCUGGAUCCCCUUACGCCUAUUCCAUUCUGGACCAAGGGGUUCAGUGGGGACUGACGUUGCAGGAGGCCACAGCAGUCGCCAGAGAGGCCGUGUACAGAGCGACGCACAGGGACGCUUACUCAGGAAACUGUGUGGACGUCUAUCAUAUCUCGUCAAAGGGAUGGACCCGCAGGAGCAGGGAGGAUUUGAAAGAGGAAUAUUACAGAGAAAAGAGAAGACAAGAGAAGAGGGAGAAACAGGAACGUGACUUUGUCUGAGUAAAAGACUUGAAACAAACAAAAAUGGAAUGAGAAAAGAAAAGCAAACUUCGGGGAGUAUUUUGGAGAGACAUGAUGGCAUUUUUUUGCAGCAGACACUAAAUUAAUGAAGAGGACAAGAAUUUGCAUCCUCCAGGCGAUUCCUCAAAUGAUUUGAGCAUGCAUACCGUUCCCUCUAAUAAACAGCUGAUGUUUUUGUUUGCGCUGAGGAUAGAAUGUAUACUCUAACAGCGCUCUGCUGGCUGGCUUUUUGAUUAAGACGUUAAAACAUAAUGAAUCAUUUCAAGUAGGCUGUGUGAGAUAAUUAUAAACCUACUCCUGCAGGGGUUGGACGCACAUAAACACAGAGAGAAGCAGAAAAAGAAAAGCUUUAAUGGUCCAAAAAAACUGAAAUGUCUGGAGAUUGAGGGUUUUUAAAUGUACUGCUGCGCAUAACGGGGGCUAAUUUAGGUGAAGCGAUAAACAGUCAGGAGCUGAAAACUUGAUUUGUGUCCGCUGUCAGAUUUCUCUGAAGUGUCUUUGACGCUUCGAUAAAUUAAUGAAUUUGCUGAACCUGCCUGUUCAUUCUGUGUGAGCAGCCUGGUAGUAAAUUAAGAACACAAGUCAUUCUCGCAGUGACAAAGGCUGCAAAAGAAUAUGAGGGGCAAGAGGUGUGAAGCUGUUUGUCCUCAUCCCCGCUCUCUUUUCAAAACCUGAGUUUGGACAGUCUGAGUACAUCGGUGAAACUUUUCAACGGUGAGGAAAUGUAUCACAUUAUGGGAGGAAGCUUUUAGCAUAUCGGUGAUGCAACAUAUCACAAUGUUUGAGCUGUAUUUUUUAAAACCUGCGCACAUAUCUUAGGGUCUUCAUUAUUAUGUUUUGGAAUUGCUGUUGUUGAUUACUUGAGCUGUCAGUGGUGGAACAUGGUGUAAAACGACCAACCAAA
Molecule: messenger RNA, 2048 nt
Organism: Labrus mixtus (cuckoo wrasse)
Lineage: Eukaryota; Metazoa; Chordata; Actinopteri; Labriformes; Labridae
Product: proteasome subunit beta type-11-like
Exons: 1
Coding region: 20-1123 (367 amino acids)
Cellular component (GO): proteasome core complex
Source: RefSeq, a predicted model, not a curated record